Messenger RNA from Trichoderma atroviride IMI 206040, 915 nucleotides. The record is from RefSeq and is a predicted model, not a curated record. NCBI's taxonomy places the organism in Eukaryota, Fungi, Ascomycota, Sordariomycetes, Hypocreales, Hypocreaceae.
AUGAAUAGCACACUUGGCGACAACGCCGCUGCUGGAGACCACUGGAAUGUGGAUCCCAAUGUUCUUGCUGUCCCACAAGAUGUUACUGAGGUGCUUGAAGUCUCUGUUGGUCAUCAUGGCAAGCUGGCUCUAAUGGGCGAGUUCGAGUCUACAUCAGCUAUCCACGCUGUUGUCCCCGGCUUUUGUCCAAAGCCAAUUGGCUGGGGAACAUUUAGGAAUGACCCAAAAUCACAUUUCUACAUUUGCAAGUUUUACGACUUUGGUGAAGGCGUACCUGAGCCCGUUUCUUUCUGUGAGAGUCUCGCUCGAUUGCAUUCCAACCAUUCUUCACCCGAAGGCAAGUUCGGAUUUCAUUGCACAACAUACAAUGGCGACCUCCCCCAGGAUAAUUCCUGGUGCGAUAGCUGGGAAGAGUUUUUCACAAAUGGCCUGCGCCACAUUUUAAACGUCCGAGAAGAAAGGGCCGGUCCUUGCCCUGAACUCGACGCACUUCUGCCUCAGCUUUUUGACAAAGUUAUCCCCAGGCUCUUGCGGCCACUUGAAAGCGGGGGACGAAGCAUUAAGCCUUCGUUGGUGCACGGAGAUUUAUGGUGUGGAAACACAGGAAUAGUCCACGAUCCUACGACGAGGGGCAUCGUCUAUGACCCUUCCAGUUUCUGGGCGCAUAACGAGUACGAGUUAGGAAACUGGCUUCCUACACGAAACGAAUUCACACUUGAGCAUUUUCAAGCAUAUCGUUCUCAUAUGCCCGAAGCUGAGCCAAAAGACGACUAUGACGACCGCAUCGCUCUCUAUUCAUUGAGAUUUAACUUACACGCAGCGGCACUGUUUCCAGAGAAGGAAGAAUUUGUACAGAUGGUGAUGGAUGAAAUCAAGAGACUCUCCGAGAAGUAUCCUAAGGGUUAUACAGAGUAG